UAAAGCAUAAUGGCUCCGGGUUCGUUGAGCUCUGUCAGAAGAGUUUACAGAAUGCCAGGCCUUGAUGGCAAGAAAACGCACAGGCAUAAAUAGCAAACCCACAGAGAGCUGGGGUUUAGAUUGGCCUACAACUUUCUAAGUGCUGCUUUCUCUUCAGAGCUCUUCCGCCUUCUACAUUUUGUGCAUCCUUGCACACUUGUUUCGAUGAACUGAGUUACUGAGAGGAUGAAAAGAGGUUUUUACCCUCAAUAACAGCAUUAAAGACUAAACACCAAACGUGGAGUUAAGCAACUAGAAUGAAGACAAUCAUCUUGUUUGGGUUGGUGCUGGGAGCGCUCUCUGCUGCAGGCAAAGUCUUCUUUGGAGAAGUUGGGCAGAAGGUCACCAUGGAGUGUGGUGCCCACAGCUUCAACUCUAAAUUGGAAUGGAGUCAUGAUAUGCUAAUAAUAAGACUCUUGCGUAAAAGUCAUUUGACUUCCAAAGGACAAAGUCCAAUUGCAAAAAGGUCAAAGAUUUUAAACAACAAAGAACUGGAAAUCACCACUGUUAUGGAAACAGAUUUUGGAAAGUUCACAUGUAACGUGGAUGGUGUUUCUUAUAAACACGUUCUGAUAGUGUUUUCAGUCCUGGUUCCCUCUGAUGCUCUAGAGGUUGGCGCUCAUGCUACUCUGGAGUGUUCGGUCAAAAGUCCGGACAAUGCCGCCAAAGUCAAGUGGCACAAACUCAAUAGUUUAGUAGAGUAUUCACAGAAAGUUGAUCUCAAAUCUGCUGAUUCCUCACACAAAGGGAUUUGGCAGUGUAAAGUGUCCUAUGAACAGGAUACAUUCACCAAAAAUAUAACCAUCAAUGUAAAAGAUCCUGUUCCAGAACCAACAACUCCUCCAUUAAAAAACAAAGCCACAAAUUCAAAGAACAGGCAGAAUUCAACUGCCUCUCCCUGGGGUCUGACGUCUUUAGCUCGACCAGGUGGCUCGACCAAGAAUUGGUUUAACGACACGGUAUUUCUGGGACUGAUUUGGUGGAUUUGGGUUGCAAUCGGAGCUGGAGGCCUGGUUGUUAUCAUCCUGAUCGUCGUUGUCAUUGUCGUGUACAAGAGAAACAAAAGAAGGAAGCGAACAUUUCUGAGGAUGAAGAAGGUCCAACUCUCAAGGAAUCCCAAGAUGUACUGCCAGUGUGUGCGCCAAACAGCUGCAGCAAAGCCGCAGCAAGGACGCCGGAGAGAGAAGCCGUCAGCCCUGCCGCUUCAACCUCUGCUGCAGGAGUGACAUGAAAGAAGGAGGAAGGAGAGAUAAAGAGAGAGAGAGGAGGAGGAGGCAGGGAGAUGUAGAUAAAGAGAAAGAUUGAACAGAACAGCAGAGAGUGAAUGCAGCAUGAAUGUAAAUGAGCAUCUGAAUGAAAAUAUAAUCAAAUGUAAUGCUGGCAGCACUUUGAGCUUUUUCAGCAAAUGCUGUACAGGCAAUGAUCUUUCUAAACACCGUAUGCCUCAUGCUGUCUCUGUUUUUUAAACAACCUUCAUGUUUAUCCCUAAUUACCCAACCCUAAGAAUCUAAAAGUUCAAACAUCCGGACUGAGGAGCUCCUGCUCUUCCAUACUCUUAUGCUUAUUUCUCCUCAUUUAUACUGCUUGUUAACAUAUUUUGUCAUUUCGUCUAUGCUCAAACUUGUUAUCUGUUGUUUGUUGUUGGUUGUAAAUAAAGAUAUUGAAAUUUUGCUUCAAA
This is a messenger RNA of Girardinichthys multiradiatus, 1717 nucleotides long. RefSeq lists its product as uncharacterized. Lineage: Eukaryota; Metazoa; Chordata; Actinopteri; Cyprinodontiformes; Goodeidae. The transcript is spliced from 9 exons. The record is from RefSeq and is a predicted model, not a curated record. Gene Ontology annotation, cellular component: external side of plasma membrane; membrane raft. Gene Ontology annotation, biological process: positive regulation of ERK1 and ERK2 cascade; interleukin-15-mediated signaling pathway; T cell activation. The coding region runs from base 297 to 1265 and encodes 322 amino acids. Gene Ontology annotation, molecular function: MHC class II protein binding; protein tyrosine kinase binding.